CACAGCCACUAUGAGGUGUAUGCAGUCAUCACUGGCCAGCUUCCUGACACGUCAGUCAUACUCUCGGAGCAAACCGACACCUCAUACGUUACCUUUGCUGGACGGGCCAGCUCGGGUCUGUCGCAGCAGAUCACGGUAGGCACCGGCGUCCCUGGAGACGUGACUCUAGCUAACGGCCAGCAAGUGAACUAUGACAACCGACGUGUCAGUCUUGGAGCCAACUAUUACUUCUUCGUUCGACUCUACAGCAGUCAAGUAGGAUGCAACAAGAUUUAGUGAUAGCGAACCUGUCCCACCUCCAGUUG
Molecule: messenger RNA, 305 nt
Organism: Geodia barretti
Lineage: Eukaryota; Metazoa; Porifera; Demospongiae; Tetractinellida; Geodiidae
Source: the annotation of a GenBank genome assembly